Myotis daubentonii (Daubenton's bat) is the source of this 3831-nucleotide messenger RNA. RefSeq names its product TEA domain transcription factor 3 (gene TEAD3). Gene Ontology annotation, cellular component: transcription regulator complex. Gene Ontology annotation, molecular function: RNA polymerase II cis-regulatory region sequence-specific DNA binding; DNA-binding transcription factor activity, RNA polymerase II-specific. Lineage: Eukaryota; Metazoa; Chordata; Mammalia; Chiroptera; Vespertilionidae. Gene Ontology annotation, biological process: hippo signaling; positive regulation of transcription by RNA polymerase II; embryonic organ development. The record is from RefSeq and is a predicted model, not a curated record.
GCGGAGCAGAUGAAGAACAUCUGGAGCUGGAGCCGCACAUCUGGUCGCAGCGCUCGCCUGCACGCUCCACACACACACACACACACACACACACACACACCCCGCCCCCGCCCCCGCCCGGCAGCCACUUCCUGUCCAGGGUCGGUAGCCAGUGCGGCUUUAACCCCUGUGGGACCGCGCUGUCGGGCGGCGGGUGAUGGGGCGAGGACGGGCACGCACAUCCCCAAUAAAGCUGCGUCUCGGCGGCGGAGCCGCGGUGCUGCGCGCAGAGGAGGGCGGUGGGAGGGUCCGCGGGCGGCGCAGGCCUCCCGCCCGCUCCACUCCGCCCAGGCCCCGGGCGCCCCCGUGUCCCUCCCGGCCCGGCGCCGGUCCUACCGAAACUCGGCGAGCCCGCCGUGGCCAGACGCCCUCCGCGGGCCCCGGGAGCCGGGCGAGAGGGAGGCGCGGAGGUCCGGGAAGAGGGGGAAAGGGAGAAAUUGGAGAAACAAGCCUCUCGGGGAGAACCAGACAAACCGGGUUCGGGCAGGGCGGGCGCAGCCGCCAGGGUGGGGCGGGCCCCGAGUGGGGGGCGGGCUCUCCGGCGGGAGGGUAGCCCGCCUCGGCUCGCGCGGGGUAGGGGGUAGGGAUGCCGGAGGCUGGGCGCCUCGGGACCCCGACAGGGGACCCCGACCCCGACGGGAGUUCGCUCUUCAGCGGGAGCGCCGCCCUCGGUCCCGCCCAGGCCGACGCCCCACGCUCCGGUGGCGCUGGGAGCGCUCCCCGCCGGCCGGGCGCAGGCAGCGGCUGGAGUCGCGCAGCGAAGCCGGGGCGGACCGACGGCGGGAGCCCCGGUGCGGCGGCCACGCCCCUCCCGCCGGCCCCGCCCCCGCGCCCCGCCCCGCGCGCCCCGCCCCCUCCCGCAGCCCCCACCCCCCGCCGGGCUCUUCAACACAAACUUUCCGUCCCGCUCGCUCCCUCCUCCGCGCCCGGCGCCUCCCGCUCGCGUCCGGCUCAUUCCGCACAUUCCGGUCGGCACCCUCCCCGCGACCCCCUCCCCGCGACCCCCUCCCGGCCCCGCGGCCCGCGGCCCGGCAGCGCCCGGCGGAGCGCCCCCGCCAGCUCGGACCAGGCUCAGGCUGCCCAGUGGGCUCAGGCCCAGAGCCCAGAGAAACCAGCACAAUAGCGUCCAACAGCUGGACCGCCAGCAGCAGCCCCGGGGAAGCCCGGGAGGAUGGGCCCGAGGGACUGGACAAGGGGCUGGACAACGAUGCGGAGGGCGUGUGGAGCCCGGACAUCGAGCAGAGCUUCCAGGAGGCGCUGGCCAUCUACCCGCCCUGCGGCCGCCGCAAGAUCAUCCUGUCGGACGAGGGCAAGAUGUACGGUCGGAACGAGCUGAUCGCGCGCUAUAUUAAACUGAGGACGGGCAAGACCCGGACGAGAAAGCAGGUGUCCAGCCACAUACAGGUUCUAGCUCGGAAGAAGGUGCGGGAGUACCAGGUUGGCAUCAAGGCCAUGAACCUGGACCAGGUCUCCAAGGACAAAGCCCUCCAGAGCAUGGCGUCCAUGUCCUCUGCCCAGAUCGUCUCCGCCAGCGUGCUACAGAACAAGUUCAGCCCGCCCUCCCCGCUGCCCCAGGCCGUCUUCUCCACUUCCUCGCGGUUCUGGAGCAGCCCCCCUCUCCUGGGACAGCAGCCCGGACCCUCUCAGGACAUCAAGCCCUUUGCACAGCCAGCCUACCCCAUCCAGCCGCCCCUGCCGCCGGCGCUCAGCAGUUACGAGCCCCUGAACCCGCUGCCCCCGGCUGCCGCCUCGGCGCCCGCGUGGCAGGACCGCACCAUCGCCUCCUCCCGCCUGCGGCUCCUCGAGUACUCCGCCUUCAUGGAGGUGCAGCGCGACCCCGACACGUACAGCAAACACUUGUUUGUGCACAUCGGCCAGACAAACCCCGCCUUCUCGGACCCGCCCCUGGAGGCCGUGGACGUGCGUCAGAUCUACGACAAGUUCCCCGAGAAGAAGGGCGGGCUGAAGGAGCUGUACGAGAAAGGCCCCCCGAAUGCCUUCUUCCUGGUCAAGUUCUGGGCCGACCUCAACAGCACCAUCCAGGAGGGCCCGGGCGCCUUCUACGGGGUCAGCUCCCAGUACAGCUCAGCCGACAGCAUGACCAUCAGCGUCUCCACCAAGGUGUGCUCCUUCGGCAAGCAGGUGGUGGAGAAGGUGGAGACCGAGUAUGCGCAGCUGGAGAACGGGCGCUUCGUGUACCGCAUCCACCGCUCGCCCAUGUGUGAGUACAUGAUCAACUUCAUCCACAAGCUGAAGCACCUGCCGGAGAAGUACAUGAUGAACAGCGUCCUGGAGAACUUCACCAUCCUGCAGGUGGUCACCAGCCGCGACUCCCAGGAGACCCUGCUCGUCAUUGCUUUUGUCUUCGAAGUCUCCACCAGCGAGCACGGGGCCCAGCACCACGUCUACAAGCUCGUCAAAGACUAGGGUGCCCUCUGCCCCACCACCAGGAUCCAGGACGAGCCUCUUCUCACACACCUGCCUGGCACCCGGGGGUCCAGGAUAGAGGACUCAUCUGCCUGCCAGGCCUCGGCCCAGGGCCAGGCCUCCCCACCUGCUCCAGCACACACCCCCUGCCACUGUUCUGCGCUUUAACUGUGGGAGAAGGGAGGGGGCUCAGCGGUGGGGCAGGCUGGCUGGGUCGCCAAGCCACCAUCACUUCGGUCUGCCCAGCCUCAGUGAAUGGGAGGACACCUUUGGCUCAGGUGUGUGUGGCCACUGGCCCCUCAGGGCUGGGACAGGUGGGUGAGGGAGACUGGAGGGGAGGCGGAGUGCAGAGGCCAGGAAGGAGUGUGGAGCUGGGGUUGCGCUGAGAAGAGAGAGGCCCACACUGUCUUUGCACCUGCCAUGUGCCAGGCCCAGUGCCUCCUGCCAUCCUCUGACCUGCAAAGCAAUCAUGGGUCUCGGUGUCACAGAUGAGGAGUCUGGGGGGAGGGGGUGCGGGGAGGAGGCAGAGUUGGAGUUCUCACCAGGGCUGCCUGUCCCGAGCCCAGUUUACACACCUCCCUGCCUCAGACCCGCCCCAGGCUGGGGAGGGGCUCUACACUGAGGGGCGGGUUGGCCCCUGACACGGGAGCAGCUGCCUCUGACCAGCAGGGAAGGGGAGCAGCAGGUACUCAGCACCUGUUGGGCGCCCUCUGUCAGCCCAGCAUCCAGCCAGGGCCCUGGAAGGGGGGCUCCUGUGCCACUCCCCCCACGCUGCCCUGGCCCAGAUCCUUUGCCAGGCUCCCCCGCAGCCGCCUGACGGGAAGGCCCUCCAGGGGCAGGCCCAGGCUCAGAAGCAGGCUGGAGGGUCAGGUAGGAAGAUGCCAGCCCCUGGGCAGAUCUGUGGCCCGGGCACGAGAGGCCGCACAGGCUUCGGUAUUUUCUCUUGCCCAAGUGAACCCUCAGCGGUGCCGCUACCUUCCUCUUCCCGGUGCCAGUCUCCCUGCCUGGAGCAGCUCCCCAGACCUCGUUCUGGGACUGAAGGUGCACCCUGCCCACUGCCUCUUCCCACCAUCCGGCCCCUCAGCGCCCGGCCUCCGGGCAUCGAUGAGUUUCAUAUGAAGUACUGUGCCCUGCCCUGCCCUGCCCUGCCCCCACCCCUGAGCUUCCUGAAGGUCCUCACAGUUUGCAUAUCGCUCAGGCCACCUCCAAACCCAACCUAGGUUUUAUAAUGUAUAUUAUAUAUAUUUUUGUGUAUUUUUUAAAUCCAGCUGUGAUGGGUUAUAUCAUAAACGUGGCACAGGGCUGGGGCAGGCGCCCUCAAGGCCUACUCAGAAAGAGAAAUUAAAGUUAUUUGUUUGUGGGUUA